CAUCCUGUUUGCAGAGUGUUUUGGAAAUCGAGAGAUUGGAAUGAGAGAAAAUCGACAUUUGAUUCAGGUGAAGAAAUUCCACCUCCAUGUAGAAAAAAACCUGUAAGAAAGAAGAAGAAGGAGGAGAGACCAAAAAGAGACUCUGAAGACUAUCAAGAUCAAGUGAUUACAUGUGAUCAAGUGAUUACCUUUCCCUGUUCCAAAUGUAAGUGUGAAAUUGAUCUACCUGGAGUUUUUCUCCAUAAAAAGCAGCAUGCAGCCUUGACCACACUGGGUUUUCAAUGGAUAGGUGGAAAUAAACCAGGACACUCAGUGAUUGCUAUUCAGAGACAGUUCAUAAUUACUAAACUAUUGUCAUCUUUCACAUUCACUGAACAAAUCCUACAGAGCAUUGAUCAUGCUUUUGAGUUACUUUGGAAGAAACAAAUACCAGCAUACUAUAAGAUUAUUGAUAACAUUAACUCCAGUUCCACAUAUUUUCAGAAAAUCUGCCAUCUAUUAAUUAAAGGAGUAGCCGUUUGUGAAAACAGGAAUUCUACAUGGAGGGUUGCCAUGAAUGAUAGAUUCACCGUAGUGAAUAAUUUUGGCAAUAAACCCAAUGUGUGUUUUUUUGGUUUGUUUGAUGGGCAUCAUGGUGCCCCAGCGGCAGACUUGGCGUCAAUAGAACUGCCAGUUUUACUUCUGCAUCAACUUUCCAGAUUUGAUCCUUCCUACCAAAUGACCCCUCAGGAGGAAAAACUAAUCAGUUCUUUUCAUACAGUAUUUAGGGAAGAAUACAGAGCUAUAGAAAACUUCUUCACUGAGAAGAAAAGGACAAAAGAGUUGAUGUGUGAGUAUGAGAACAUACACAAAGCCUUUGCAAAAGCAUUUUGGAGAAUGGAUAGGCUUUUACGUCUUGGAAGGAAAGAAGUAUCCAGGGUUCGAUGGAGUGGCUGCUCUGCGGUUACUUGUAUAUUGGAAGGCAGCAUUAAAUAUCCCUAUGCCAAGAAAUGGAGAAAAACCAAUGAUCAUGAUGGUUGGGCAGAGAGAUUCCCUUCCCAGAAGAUGCCACAAAUAAUUUCUGGAGUACUACAUAUUGCAAACACUGGUACUGUGGAAGCAGUCUUAUGCAGAAAUGGAAAAGGCUUUUGCCUAACCAAAAAACAUAACAUGCAAAACGUCAAUGAAAGAAGAAGAGUACUUAAGAAAGGAGCAAUAAUUAGUUCAAAUGAAUCAGAUGGGCUCCUAGAAGGGCAAAUAAAAACUACAAGAGGACUUGGAUUUCAUGGAAAUCCUAAAUUGAAAAAUUUCAUUAUUCCAGCACCUCAAACUAUUUCUGUCCCUAUAGAUGACUUAUGUCAAUUCCUUAUCUUAGCUACUAAUGGACUCUGGGAAGUUCUGGAUAAAAAGGAAGUCACUGCACUGGCAAUGACAAUGUUUCACAUGUAUAAAGAAACAUACUGUUCUAGCUUCCAAAACAAAUCUUCAUCAUCCAAAGAGCUUCAGUUUUUCCCAACCAAUGAAUCAAGCAUUACUAAAUCAGAAAGUACGAUCCAUAUAUUGUUUCAGAGUAAAUCAGAAUCUAAAGGAUAUGUGUCACGUACAUAUUCAAAAGAAAAUUUGUCUGAUUCAAAAUAUUUCACUCGUGAUUCUAAAAAUGGACAAACAUUUCUACCAGAAAUAACUAAUCGUAAUCCUAGCACCAAGAAAGAAGCUAACAUACCAACCAAGGCAGAUGGUGAGCCAAAAGAUUCAAGUAAAAAUGAAAAAACAUGCACUAAGAGUUUCUAUGAAGGUGCAGCUGAGUAUAUCAGCCAUGAACUUGUAAAUGCUGCUUUAAUGGCUGGCUCCAGAGACAACAUUACAGUUAUGGUAAUACUUCUCAAUGGAAGUGAAUAUCAGUUUCUGAUAUAAAAGAUAAAGAUCUGAUUAUCCAGAAUACAAAAAUAUAAAGACAAUUCUUCAAUGGAUCAGAUAUUAGGAUAGUAUAUCAAUAUCACAGAAAU
Messenger RNA from Pteropus alecto (black flying fox), 1985 nucleotides. It is a transcript of the gene PP2D1, whose product is annotated as protein phosphatase 2C like domain containing 1. The annotation marks the transcript as partial. Gene Ontology annotation, molecular function: protein serine/threonine phosphatase activity. Lineage: Eukaryota; Metazoa; Chordata; Mammalia; Chiroptera; Pteropodidae. Gene Ontology annotation, biological process: protein dephosphorylation. The transcript has 2 exons. The record is from RefSeq and is a predicted model, not a curated record.